This is a messenger RNA of Camellia sinensis, 1667 nucleotides long. RefSeq names its product UDP-D-apiose/UDP-D-xylose synthase 2. Lineage: Eukaryota; Viridiplantae; Streptophyta; Magnoliopsida; Ericales; Theaceae. Gene Ontology annotation, molecular function: carboxy-lyase activity. The record is from RefSeq and is a predicted model, not a curated record.
AUUGAUGAUGAAUAAGAAUAACAGACUGUGAGAACCACUUUCUUCUUCUUCUGAGAACCUGUGUCUCCUCCUCUGCUCCCUCCCAUUUAUCUCUCUUCACCACUCCCCUAAAAAAAAUUCUCAAUUCCCACCCAUAUUCUUCCCCGACUACGCUACAGUCUAAUCUAGAGAGAGAAAAAAAGGAAACAGUGAGAGAGAGAGAGAGAGAAAAUGGCGUCGGCAGCGAGAGUAGAUCUGGAUGGAAACCCCAUCAAGCCGAUAACGAUAUGCAUGAUUGGUGCCGGAGGCUUCAUAGGUUCGCAUCUCUGCGAGAAACUCAUGGCCGAGACGCCGCACAAGGUGUUGGCGGUGGACGUCUAUAACGACAAGAUCAAGCACCUUCUCGAACCGGCCUCCCUCCCCUGGUCUGAUCGUAUCCAGUUCCACCGCAUCAACAUCAAGAACGAUUCCAGGCUCGAAGGCCUCAUCAAGAUGGCAGAUCUGACUAUAAAUCUAGCGGCGAUCUGUACUCCGGCGGAUUACAACACACGUCCUCUUGAUACAAUUUACAGCAAUUUCAUUGAUGCUCUCCCUGUGGUUAAGUACUGUUCGGAAAACAACAAGCGUAUCAUUCACUUCUCUACCUGUGAAGUCUAUGGGAAAACAAUUGGAUGCUUUCUUCCUAAAGAUCACCCUCUACGGCUGGAUCCUGCUUAUUUUGUUCUUAAAGAAGAUGAUUCCCCCUGCAUUUUUGGCCCUAUUGAGAAGCAGAGGUGGUCCUAUGCUUGCGCUAAGCAAUUGAUUGAGAGGCUGAUCUAUGCUGAGGGUGCAGAGAACGGUCUCGAAUUCACUAUUGUUAGACCUUUUAACUGGAUUGGUCCCAGGAUGGACUUCAUUCCCGGCAUCGAUGGCCCCAGUGAGGGUGUUCCAAGAGUUUUGGCAUGCUUUAGUAAUAAUCUUCUGAGACGCGAACCGCUCAAGCUCGUGGAUGGUGGCCAAUCGCAGAGAACAUUUGUUUAUAUCAAGGAUGCUAUUGAAGCUGUUCUACUAAUGAUUGAAAAUCCAGCCAGGGCUAAUGGGCAUAUAUUCAACGUCGGCAACCCCAACAAUGAAGUUACUGUCAGGCAACUUGCUGAAAUGAUGACUCAGGUUUAUUCGAAGGUGAGUACAGAACCUCCUCUGGAAGUACCCACCAUUGAUAUAAGCUCCAAAGAAUUCUACGGUGAGGGGUACGACGACAGUGACAAGAGGAUCCCUGACAUGACCAUAAUCAACAGACAACUCGGUUGGAAUCCCAAGACAUCGCUUUGGGACUUGCUUGAAUCUACCCUUACCUAUCAACACAGGACAUACGCCCAGGCCAUAAAACAGGCCAUUUCAAAACCACUUGCGUCCGGCUAAGGAAAUAAUGCUUCAAUUCUUUCCAAGGAGUUUAGAAAUCUAUAACUAGACUAUGGUUCAUAUUCAUUCUCCUAUUUUCUUUUUUCUUUUUGUCAUUAGUUAGUAGUAUCUCCAGAGUUUUGGCUACCACACGGUGUGGGUAUUAAUAUUAUACGAGCAAAGCCCGUUCUGUUUUUAUUUUUUUUUUUUUUGAGAUUCAUUGCAUUCCUUAAUAAAAGGAGUAUGUUGUAUUAUUUGUUUGGACCUAUUUUUUUAAUCUCAUGUUAUUUAUUUGUUAAUUUGUUUUA